AGCAAUGUUUUGUUUGACCGCACGACCGAUAGCCAUGCCGCGAUAGGUCUACGGGUGCAGUGUGGAGUGUGGAGUGAAGUGCAAUUAAAACCUUGGUUAACUGUGUGUAUACUGUCGUAUGUAUGCACGAUGGGCUCUCUCACUAUAAAGCAGGAUCUCUGGCGUUCAGCUUUGGACUUCAACGAACGAAACUACAAAAUCGUCCCUAGGGCUACUACUACCCACAUUUGACUAAACCUAGAAUGACGCAAACUAUUUUUAGGCUAUACAUCAAAUGCGAAAGGGUUUAUUGUCAGUGGAGGAACUGUGCAAAAAAUGUCAAGAUAUUCUAAAGAAGACACGAGUGCUGAACAUGUAUGUCAACGAAACAGACCCUGAGCAGCUCUCUAAAAACCUACAAGCUUCAUCUCAGGCAUAUGCUCAAGAAGCUGCAAAAUGUCUUGAGGGUAUCCCAGUCUCUUUCAAGGAUGCUUUUUGCACGAGUGAUAUGCCCACAACUUGUGGGUCAAAGAUGCUUUUGAAUUAUACACCUCCUUAUGAUGCGACUAUGGUCACGCGAACUCAGGAAAAUGGAGCCAUUGUCAUAGGCAAGACAAAUAUGGAUGAGUUCGCCAUGGGUUCUGGUAGUUUGGACGGCUGCCACGGCCCGGUGAUGAAUCCAUGGAACUUUGCCGUCCUCCCAGCCGCUGACAGACAUGUGCAAGGGGCUAACAAUGUAUCUGAAGACACUCUUUCAGUGGAGCCUGGAGACUGGUUCAUUAGUGGUGGAAGCUCUGGAGGCUCUGCGGCUGCUGUAGCCAGUGGCUCGUGUUUAGCCUCAUUUGGUUCUGAUACCGGUGGCUCAACAAGACUUCCAGCUAGUUUUUGUGGAGUGGUUGGGCUCAAACCCACAUAUGGUCUCUUGUCUCGGCAUGGACUCAUUCCCUUGGUGAAUUCUAUGGAUGCGCCAGGCAUAAUCACGAAGACAGUAGAAGAUUGCUCUAUUGUGCUUAAUGCUGUGGCUGGCCAUGAUGUAAUGGACUCAACAACAGUAGUGGAAUCUUAUAAACCUUUUGAAAUUCAAGAGGAUAUUGAUCUGUCAAAAUUACAUAUAGGAAUACCGAAGGAGUACCAUGGCCCAGGCCUGUCGGGGGAGGUUCUGAGGCUGUGGCAAGAUACGGCGGAUAACCUUGAGAAGGCGGGAGCUCGUGUCACUCAAGUCUCCAUGCCCCACACACAGCUCUGCAUCACAUGCUACCACGUGCUCUGUUGCUGUGAAGUUGCUUCCAACAUGGCCCGCUAUGAUGGCAUUGAAUUUGGUCUGAGGGAAGGUAGUGAAGAAUCUACUGAGGAGCUCUAUGCAGCUAGUAGACACCAAGGCUUUAAUGAUGUUGUGAGGAGCCGGAUUCUUGCUGGAAAUUUCUUUCUCCUUAAAAGGAACUAUGAGAAAUUCUUCUUGAAGGCUCAGCGAGUGAGAAGACUCAUCAGCAACGACUUCAAGAAUGUUUUCCGCUCUGGUGUGGAUGUCCUCUUAACUCCCAUCUCCCUCACAGAUGCCCCGCGGUACAGAUGGUUUGCCAAUCAGGAUAACCACACGCGGUGUGAAGAACAAGAUGUCCUUUCCACUCCAGCAAACAUGGCAGGUGUGCCGGCCAUCAGCAUCCCACUAAGCCUGUCCUCCCAAGGUCUGCCUCUAAGCCUACAGCUGAUUGGGCCACACUUCAGCGAGUCCUCCUUGCUCACAGUUGCAGGCUGGCUUGAGAGAGAGGCCCAGUUCCCGUAUCUAAACUUGGAUGCGUUAGGACUCAAUGAAGAAGCUUUGAGGAGAUGAGAAUGUCCUUCAUUUUAGAUUUAAUUAGGUUUUCCUUUACCACACACAGUGACACUUCAUGUCUUUCAACAGUGCAAUGGAACUGCUUCAAACAAUGGGGAAAAAAUUCAAUACUAUGUUUAGAAUAUGUUUUACAUACGAUACGGUACCAGGAAUAAAGCUGUGUUAUGAUUUCAAGUAGUGACAGAGCGUUUUAAUUUUAAGUAAAUUAGUGGCAUGACAAGAACGUUUUGGAACAGCUUCAGCUGACAGUGUAUAUUUGACUGGCUGUUAUAGUAUGUAAGUUAUAUACAGAGUUUUGCUGAUCCCUCAAUGAAGCUGCGGGACACACUGAAGAAAGCAGAAAGCCGAGAGGAAAGGAGGAAAUUUAUUGUCAUCUUCUGUCAGAGGCGACCCAACGGAUGACAAAUCUAUGGGAGAAGAAAAAAUGAGAUUGUGUGAUGUGGCGGAAACUCAUUCCUGUUUGGUAAAAUAUACGUUUUUAUACAUUUGGUUUCUCCAUCUAGUCAGUUUGUAGUUUGUGUUGGUUUUACUGACUACUUAUACUGAUUGUUUUGUAGGCCUACAAUCACAAAACGUGACAUAUGCCACAUUGUGUUGUAUAUGACAUGGUUGUUGUUCUCUUCUUUCAUUUCUCCUAUGUUGAUGAAUGCACUUUGGUAUUGAUGUCAGUGCCUUAGUGUGAAGAUGGUCAAGCACAUUGUUCCAUUGUCUUCCUGUAGGUGGGGUGGCGAGACUUGUUACGGGAAUAAA
Molecule: messenger RNA, 2563 nt
Organism: Aplysia californica (California sea hare)
Lineage: Eukaryota; Metazoa; Mollusca; Gastropoda; Aplysiida; Aplysiidae
Product: glutamyl-tRNA(Gln) amidotransferase subunit A, mitochondrial
Exons: 11
Coding region: 275-1810 (511 amino acids)
Biological process (GO): mitochondrial translation; glutaminyl-tRNAGln biosynthesis via transamidation
Cellular component (GO): glutamyl-tRNA(Gln) amidotransferase complex; mitochondrion
Molecular function (GO): glutaminyl-tRNA synthase (glutamine-hydrolyzing) activity
Source: RefSeq, a predicted model, not a curated record